GCCCGUGCGUCCAACCAAACAUCGAGCGAGGUGGAUCAAAUGAGAUCGUAUUUCUGUAGUAUCGACGAACAUCUCAAGCAGAUGUAUAGCAUUGGCAGGAGCGUGGACGCGACUUUCGUAUUUUUCUCAGCAUACCUGGUUUUCGCUAUGCAGGCAGGAUUCGCCAUGCUGACCGCCGGCGCUGCGAGAGCUCAGAACAAGUCCAACAUCGUCAUGCUCGCGACUGUCGUGGAUGCAGCUGUCUGUGCGAUGUUCUACUAUUUUUUCGGGUUUGCCUGCGCCUAUGGAAGACCAUGGAACGACUUCGUCGGCAGAGACGACUUCGGCGGAUGGAUGAACCUCCCCGAAUAUGCCGAAUACGACGACUGUGGCGGCCAUAGCCAGCGGGGCUAUGGCGGAGAGAAGCCAGGUCACGGCACAUGUAGCUUCCUCAGCUUUCUUGUCCGGAUUCGUGUAUCCGGUGAUCUGCCAUUGGGUGUGGGAACCACACGGGUGGCUAAGCGUUUACAGACAAGGAAAACGUCUGAUGGGGGUUGGCAUGCUGGAUAUCGCGGGCAGCGGGACCAUCCACCUGACGGGCGCCAUCGUCGGCUUCUGGGGAGCGCUCGUCUUGGGAUCCCGCCUUGGCGUUUCCCGCUCAAAGAGCGGUUACGGCGGCUAUGGCGGCGCAUCGUCGAGGGGGAGUGGUCAUGGACGCAGCAACACUCUUGUGGUUCUGGGGACUUUGCUCCUUGGCUUGGGUGGUACGAAAUUAACCCAGGUUCGAUCCUCGGCAUCGUUCCCAGACACUACACUGCCAUGAAAGGGAUUGUGAAUAGAGCCGCCAUCACCACGACUCUAGCCGACGCCGCCUCCGCCAUAACCACGUUCUUCGUGAGGAGGCCGUUGACAGGUCGCUGGAAAAUGGAGGACGCUUGCGGUGGGCUUAUUGCCGGAUUGGUGGCUGCGUCGGCGGGUUGUGCGGUGAUAGAGCCGUCGGCGGGGAUGCUUCUGAGCGUCAUCGCCGCGUUGGUGUUGAUUGUUGUGAAGCGGCUGGCAAAACCCAUCGUCUUGGACGACCCUAUGGAAGCGCUCCAGCGGCACGGGGCCUGCGGCUUGGUCGGAUUCUUGUUCGUCGGAGUCUUGGCCACGGAGGACCAUAUGAUGCAAAUGUUUGGAGAUGACGACUCGCCCAAUUCGAUUCCUGGUGGAUGGUUGUAAGAAAAAAGAGGCAGAACGUUACUCGCGGCUCAGGCGAUCGGCGCUGCUUGUAUCGU
Molecule: messenger RNA, 1256 nt
Organism: Chara braunii
Lineage: Eukaryota; Viridiplantae; Streptophyta; Charophyceae; Charales; Characeae
Source: the annotation of a GenBank genome assembly